Cladophialophora carrionii CBS 160.54 is the source of this 510-nucleotide messenger RNA. RefSeq lists its product as uncharacterized. The record is from RefSeq and is a predicted model, not a curated record. NCBI's taxonomy places the organism in Eukaryota, Fungi, Ascomycota, Eurotiomycetes, Chaetothyriales, Herpotrichiellaceae. Bases 1 to 510 code for a protein of 169 amino acids. The transcript has 2 exons.
AUGACCUCCCUGCCACCCAUCUCAACCCUCCCAUCACUGGAUACCGAAGAGCGAGCUCGAAUCCUCGACCUGCUCUUCGAACCAUGUACCCAACUCCACACGUUAUCCGUCAGCCUGCUGCACGAACAAAAGUUCUCAUCGUACAGCGACCUCGUCGACGCCGUAGGCAAGCAAUUACAGGAUCUCCGCCAGUCUGACCUGGAAAGCGAUCGCAAAUGGCUCGAGGCCAUCUUAUCCGCCCACCCCAGGCUAGGCGAAAAGAAAGUCGACAGCGAACAAUCCCGCCAGGAGCAAGCACAGCUCAACCAAGGCGGAUCCGACGAGGCAGACAAGUUGGCAGACCUGAACGCAAAGUAUGAAGACAAGUUUCCCGGCUUGAGAUACGUAGUCUUCGUCAACGGCAGGAGUCGGCCCGUCAUCAUGGAUGACAUGCAGAGGCGAAUAGAUCGGGGAGAUAUCCAGCUGGAGAAACAGGAAGCCAUCCAGGUAGGUUUCGGUAAUUCCCAUUGA